Phialemonium atrogriseum is the source of this 4048-nucleotide messenger RNA. Its product is annotated as putative pentatricopeptide repeat protein. The record is from RefSeq and is a predicted model, not a curated record. NCBI's taxonomy places the organism in Eukaryota, Fungi, Ascomycota, Sordariomycetes, Cephalothecales, Cephalothecaceae. Bases 360 to 3905 code for a protein of 1181 amino acids. The transcript is spliced from 2 exons. Gene Ontology annotation, molecular function: protein binding.
UGAGUCACAGAAAUUUGGACGAGUUUGACCCGUCCCGGAUCCACCCAUUCAGCCCCGAAAUUUUUUCAUCGCCAAUUUAGUACGGAGUGCACGCUAGCAUUUCCGCCUCAAGUACCACCCACAGCGCAGCGUCCCCAAUUGGAUUCGCGACGAAACAAAACACAAUCUGAACAAAACGAGCACUCCCUCUCGAUUCUCACUGCGCCUCUCUUUCCCCCUUUCCUUUCCUUCCUUCAUUCACAACCUACAGCUUCAAUAUAGCGCGUUUAUUUGACGGCCUAACUGUCGUCAAAUGAACCUGCACCUGCGCCUUUUGUUAUCUUCCCAUGUAACUUCCCUACCCUCCAGGCUUCACCUAAAUGCCCACCGUCUAUUCCUCCGUCUUCCAGAGCUUUAUCCGCCAGGGAUUCUCCAAGUCAUUCACCCACGGCUACGCACAAUCGUUCGUAGCUGCGACACAUCCCCAUGUUCUAAACCCGCAGACCCGGCCGUCCUUUGCGCGGCGUAACAGCCACCGCAUUGGACGGCUCCAGAGCCUCGGCCUGCAGAGUGCGUUUCAUACCAGCAACCAAGCAUCCGGCUCUGCCGUCGAGAACCGGCACGAGAGGAUCGCCAGCCAUGGAGGACUGGACGCCUACUUUGACCAUCUUCAGAGGAAGCAGGCUGCUGGCGAGCAGCUAGAUGAAGGCGAGAAGGACUGGAUCCAAUUUGAGUUCCCGAAGCGCAUCGAGUGGAAACCCACUGCGGCUUCCAUACUUCUCGGCGGCGAACCAAGGACCCAAAACGCCGAGGAACACGAGCUCACCCACGAUGCUUCCAGUACGAGCAUUCCACCCGAAGCCGAGGCCGCCUUGGCCCACAUCGAUGCUGCCAUUGAGAAGGAAAUCGAGACCAGGAGGCGGCUGGAGGCUCUGAACGAGGAAUCGUCGCAGUCGCUGCGCCCACCAAGUCCUGGAGAGGCCGAGGAGGCCAUCGCCCGCUCUGCUACCCCAGUCUCCAGAGUCCGAACCCCGGCAAGCAUUGCUCGUACGGCCACUCCUCCGAUCGACCCGCAGUCGCAGACCUACGCGGAUCACCUCACCAAGCUUUCCGGAGCAUCCCGGUAUGCCGAGAUCCCGGCCGUUUUCGAGGCCAUGCUUGUGGCGGGCGUACGGCCCAUCGCAACCGCCUACAAUGCCCUUCUCGUGGCCGCGAUACACCUGCCAUCCGCGAAGAUCGAAAUCGUGUCCAAGGCCCUGGAUGUCUACGCCGACAUGCUCCGGCGCAAGGUUUCUCCCGACAGCGAUACCUACAACAUCCUCGUUGGCCUGCUCGCUGCUCGAUCACUCGAGGUCUCCGCGCUCAAGACAAGCCUCGAGGGCAAGCGGCUGCGGUACGGUGGUAUGGACGAGCCGGGGAAGUUCAUGUUUGCCUCCCACGAGCUUGAGCACGCAAUUCUCUCCGAGGAUGAUCGCCUGGAUCUCGCGGUCACUCUGUUCGAGUCAUCCGUCGCUUCGGGCAAGGCCUUGUACUCGUCCGAGACGUACCACCAGCUCAUCUCGGCUUGCGCCCAGGCGGGCCGCCUUGGCGACAUGCUCCAGUUAUUUGACCACAUGGAGUCAAACGGGGCGACCCCCUUCGCUGCCACAUUCCCAGCCAUGAUCACCGCCUUUGCCAAGUCCGGCGAUCUUGUCAGUGCCGUGGAGUGCUACAGCGAGUAUCGCAGCCUCGCCAUUGCCAAUGACCAUGGCGAGGGGACUCUCCUUGAUCGGCUGGAUGCCCAAGUCUAUGCUGCCGUCAUCAACGCCUAUGUCGCUUCGGACAAGAUCGAGGGCGCCAUGAAGUUCUACAAGAAGAUCGUUCAGGAGUACGGCGUGCGAGCUGCCGACAUCAAGGAUGCCAUCAUAAGCGCCGGGUUUGUGAAGGCAUUCAUCGACCGCGGAAUCUAUGAGGAGGCCCUCCGCUGGGCUCAAGUCAUCGAGUCAGAAAGCAGGGCCCCCACUAUGAGUGAGCUUGUUGUCUCUGCCGCCGAUAGCGGAGACAAGCCCACGGCCAUGGCAGCCUUCGCCCAGGUUUCCGCCACUAGCGACGUUGUGUCUCCAGCCAUCGCCCUGCUUGCCAUGAGCGUGCGUGAGGGCGAUGUCGCUACUGCCUCGAGGUACUGGCAGGUCCUGAGCAACCCCGAGCUUGAGGUGACUGCGGCCUUCAUUGAGCCGACCGCCAUGUUCGCGGUGGCCUUGAUCGGCUCGGGCCAGGUCGCCGAAGGCUUGACCCAGUCCGAGAUGAUGUUCCAGCGCAUCCGUGAGAGCGGAGCCCAAAGGAAUCACCAACUCGCCGAUGAGGUAGAGGAGGCUACCGAGUUCAUAUCUCGCUACAUGAGCACCCGGGGUAUCACUGAUCCACGGGAGACUGCCUCGCAGACAUCCGUUGCGCCCCAGAGCUUUACCGCUUCGCCGUUCUCGUCGACGCCCACCGUCUCUAGCUACGAGGAUACCUUUGACCCUUACGCCCACAACACCGACUUCAAAGGUUCUUCGUUGAUCUCUGACGAGUUGGAGGGCGCUCAUGGUCGCCGAGGGCCGCGUCUGAAUGAUGCCCUCGGCCGGUUCCGGAACAUGCGUCGUGCUGGCCGGCAUCCGCGGUACAUCACUUAUGCCAAGUUGAUCUCCGCUGCGGCUCGCGAAAACAAGAUGGACCUUUGCCGGGAUAUUCUUGGCAUGGCUCGUACCGACGUUCCUCUCCUGCCCCAGUACGCCGUCGUUCGAUAUGGCUGGUCUUCCAUCUUGGACGCUAUGGUUGGGGCCUGCCUCACCCUCGGCAACAGGGGUAUGGCCGAGAAGUUCCAUCAGGAGCUUCUUGAGAUAGGUGCCACGCCAUCGGCCAAUACCUUCGGUCUCUAUAUCACAACGCUCAAGGAGUCCACCAAGACAUUCGAUGAGGCGACCGAGGCUGUUAAGAUCUUCCACCGCGCCAAGGCCGAGGGUGUCGAGCCGAGCUCGUUCCUCUACAAUGCGCUGAUUGGCAAGCUCGGUAAGGCUCGUCGCAUCGACGACUGCCUGUUCUACUUUGCCGAGAUGCGCGCUCGGGGCAUCAAGCCUACUUCGGUCACUUACGGCACAAUUGUCAAUGCCCUCUGCCGUGUCAGCGACGAGAAGUUUGCCGAGGAGCUGUUCGAUGAGAUGGAGGCCAUGCCCAACUACAAGGCUCGGCCUGCUCCCUACAACAGCAUGAUGCAAUUCUUCUUGACGACGAAGCGGGACAAGGCCAAAGCCCUGGCCUACUACGAACGGAUGAAGGCCAAGGGAAUCUCCCCGACCGCACACACCUUCAAGCUCCUCGUCGACACGCAUGCCACUCUCGAGCCUGUCAACAUGACUGCUGCCGAUGCCGUUCUAGACAUGAUCCGCUCGUCCGGCCAGCAGCCGGAGCCCGUCCACUACGCCUCGCUGAUCCAUGCCCGUGGCUGUGUUCUCCACGACAUGGCUGGAGCUCGUCGCAUCUUCGAUGCCGUGAUCAAGGACCCUACAAUCUCGCCGAAUGCGUGCUUGUUCCAGGCCCUGUUCGAGGCCAUGGUCGCGAACCACCGUGUCUCCGACGCCGAGCCUGUCCUCGCCCAGAUGCGCGCCAAGAGGGUCGAGAUGACGCCCUACAUCGCCAACACGCUCAUCCACGGCUGGGCCGCGGAGAAGAAGAUCGCCAAGGCCAAGGACGUCUAUGCCUCGGUCGGUCGCGACAAGCGCGAGCCCAGCACCUACGAGGCCAUGACGCGGGCGUUCCUCGCCGUCGAGGAUCGCGAGAGCGCCAAGGGCGUCGUCAGCGAGAUGCUCAGCCGCGGCUACCCCAGUGCCGUCGUCAACAAGGUCCUGGAUCUGCUUGGUGGCGGCGGUGGCAAGGCCGAGGAGGCUGCUGCCCCCGUCGCGGCUUAAAAAUCGUGCGCCACGCAAACACACGGCAUCGCAUCGCAUCGCAUCGCAUCGCAUCGCAUCGCAUCGCAUCGCAUUCUCUUCUGGCCAACACACAAUCUGUUCUAGCAUCCGAUCUUGUUUCAUAUGUCUACCUCCGCCGUUCU